GAGAGUAGAGGGAUUUCUUAUUUCUGCUCUGGUAAAUCUGUCGCUCCAGUCAGUGAGGCAGCGAAGGGUGAGCCGCGCAUCAUUGACUGUGUCUGUGCUUCUUUUUGUUUUUUUUUAUUCGUCUAUUUAGUUAUGCAGUUUCACUGUGUAGUACACGAGCAAGACGGUGCGAUGCGAUAGUUCGCGAAUCCGUGAUCUCCUGCGUGCUCUCUCGCGCGUAAAUAUUUUUUGUCAUCAGCGUGUCGCGUUUUCUUAUCACCGUUGCUCUUCGUCGUUGCACCUGUCGUCGCACCCUGCGGCAUCACGAAAACCGAUUUCGUCAGUUACCUUUUCAUCCCUCCCUCCUCCUUGGUUUCUUUCUCGUCUAAAUGUGUAUUUCGUGUGCAAGCCGCGGCUCGCGAUUGUCAUUACGAUUUUUCGAAAAGUUGCACCGUGAUAAUAAAUGUGCAACUAUAUUCGCAACAUGUGUUCGUCGAUAUCGUACCGCAAUUUUCGUGUAAAUUCGCCGCGACCCGUUGUGUGUUUGCUGUCGUGUAUUCACAGGUCAUGAGGUAUCGGGAAAAAAAUUGUGGGACAAAAACCAGAACAUUGAUCGUAUCGCGAUAUCACGGCGGUUUGAACAAAACUAUUUGAUUUUAAAACUUUGUGUAACGUCCUCAUGAUCUCGCGCACGUAUCACGUGAUUAAAUUUUGAGCUUUUGCAACUUCGGUUUCGCUAUUGCAGUAUUAUUUAUAUUGUCACUUGUAUUAUUUUACACAAAACUUACAACAACUGUGUGACUCAACAAUUAAAAUCAACAAAUCGUCGUUCUCACACGUUGUGCGCGCAAGAGAAAAUUGUGUUUCGUCGAAAAGACGUUAUCUGACAAAAAUGUCAACAAAAUUGUAGGCUUAAAUGUAUAUUGCGUGUAUGUAUGUAUACGUUUGAAAAACCGCGCACGGCGAAACUCCCGUCUCCCAUGUAGCCGACGGCUGGCGAACCCGCACGUCUUUUCCAAUGGACUCGAUCAUGCUAGAGAACAGCAACAACGACAUAGGGGCGCAAUCGCAACAACUGCAUCAGCAGCAGCAGCAGCAGCAGCAACAGCAGCAGCAACAACAGCAGCAACAAUACGGAGAGGUGAAUCAACUUGGCGGCGUUUUCGUAAAUGGCAGACCUCUGCCGAACGCCGUGAGAUUGCGAAUAGUCGAGCUCGCGCAGCUCGGCAUCAGGCCCUGCGACAUUUCGCGACAGCUACGCGUCAGUCACGGAUGCGUGAGCAAAAUACUGGCCCGCUAUCACGAAACAGGUAGCAUAUUGCCGGGCGCGAUCGGAGGCAGCAAGCCGCGCGUGACCACUCCGAAAGUCGUCCAAUACAUCAAGCAGCUCAAAUCGAAGGACCCGGGCAUAUUCGCCUGGGAGAUCAGGGACCGGUUGCUGUCCGAUGGCGUCUGCGACAAGUACAACGUCCCGUCGGUGUCGAGUAUCUCGAGGAUACUGCGAAACAAGGUCGGCGCGACGACGGCGAUGCACCAUCCCUCACAUCAUUCGGCACACCAUCACCACCACCACCACCAUCAUCAUCAUCAUCUUUACGCGGCCGCAGCCGCGGCGGCCGGCGCGGCGGCCCUUUGUCCGGUGCCGUAUCCACCGACGCCUUACCAUCCGACGGCACCACCUUCCAUCACGCAUCAGCAUCAUCAAGGUGGACUGUCGUCGGCGAGUAAAUUGUCACCGCCGUCAUCUCCGGCGGUUUACACAACCGGCGGACAUCAGACAGCGACGAACAACGCUCUGCAGUGGCCGAGCUCUCACACAGUGCACGACAUCCUGGCCAACAGCUGUAACCUGAUACAAAACUCGUCGUCGUCCUCGUCGCCAACAUUGCCUCUGUGUCCCACGAUCAACAACACGCCCCAUCAUCAUCAUCAUCACAAUCGUCACGACAACUCGGCCGACAACAACGGCGCCAACAACAACAACAGCAAUAAUAACAACGAGUACAGAAGUUCGAGUUAUCUUCACCCGCAUCAUUCUCAUCUGUUACAUCAUCAUCAUCAACAGUAUUACAAUACGGCGCUGUGUCAUCGCCAUCAUUCGGACACCGUGACCACGGCCAGCAGCAUAUCCACACUGUCUGUACAGUCCAUUGUGUUACAGUCCUCGGGAACGACAAGUCAGCCAGCUAGUCCUUGUAAUUAAAUAAAAGGAAAAUACUUCACAUCGAAAUCUAUCUAGGAUAAAAGGUAAUCAAAUGAUCUAAUAACGAAUAGGUAGUGUUUCUUUUUUCGAUGCGUAAAUAAAAUUUUUUUAAAUAUAUUUUUACGUAGAGAGAUUUUAGAAUGCUGUUAAUACUACAUAUAUAUAUAUAUAGUAUAAGAAUUAAGAAUAUUUUCGCAUUGCGUAUGCUUUUGUGUUAAAUACAAGUAAAGGCUCUUUGUUUAUCAAUUGUUAUCAAAUAUAUCGCUACAUUAAUAAUAUAAGAAAAUGCUCACAGCAAAAUAAAUUUUAUAGUUUUCAUCUGUAACGAUCGUUUCGACGAUGAAACAACAUAAUACUCGUAAAGCAUUGUUAUUUAUAUAAAAAAACUUUUAUAUGUGCCUCAAAUGAUUGUAUAGAACAUUUAAUACGACUAUUCGUUCUAUUGUACG
This is a messenger RNA of Pseudomyrmex gracilis, 2631 nucleotides long. Its product is annotated as paired box protein Pax-1-like. NCBI's taxonomy places the organism in Eukaryota, Metazoa, Arthropoda, Insecta, Hymenoptera, Formicidae. Gene Ontology annotation, biological process: anatomical structure development; regulation of transcription by RNA polymerase II. The coding region runs from base 998 to 2182 and encodes 394 amino acids. The record is from RefSeq and is a predicted model, not a curated record. The transcript is spliced from 3 exons. Gene Ontology annotation, molecular function: DNA-binding transcription factor activity, RNA polymerase II-specific; RNA polymerase II cis-regulatory region sequence-specific DNA binding.